Molecule: messenger RNA, 6415 nt
Organism: Chlorocebus sabaeus (green monkey)
Lineage: Eukaryota; Metazoa; Chordata; Mammalia; Primates; Cercopithecidae
Gene: FMO1
Product: flavin containing dimethylaniline monoxygenase 1
Molecular function (GO): N,N-dimethylaniline monooxygenase activity; NADP binding; flavin adenine dinucleotide binding
Source: RefSeq, a predicted model, not a curated record
CUGUACUAACAUUUGGCACCAGUGCUGCAUGAGGGGUGGGAACACACCAAGCACAGGGUUUACCUGUGACCUGAACAUUUCCCUUCUCACAUUCACACACCAGAGACCCGCUACAGAAGAUUCAAACUGAGCAAAUCGCCUAAUCCUCCAAAUUCUUUUUCCUGGCUUGUUAGAGCAGCCAAGGAUGGGGUGGAGCUUAUGAAUAAAAAGCCUGCUUCGUUUUUCCCAUGCAGGAGAACAUGGCCAAGCGAGUUGCCAUUGUGGGAGCUGGGGUCAGCGGCCUGGCCUCCAUCAAGUGCUGUCUGGAAGAAGGACUGGAGCCCACCUGCUUUGAGAGGAGCGACGACCUUGGAGGGCUGUGGAGAUUCACCGAACAUGUUGAAGAAGGCAGAGCCAGUCUCUACAAGUCUGUGGUUUCCAACAGCUGCAAGGAGAUGUCUUGUUACUCCGACUUUCCAUUCCCAGAAGAUUAUCCAAACUAUGUGCCAAAUUCUCAAUUCCUGGAAUAUCUCAAAAUGUAUGCAAACCACUUCAACCUUCUGAAACACAUUCAAUUCAAGACCAAAGUCUGCAGUGUAACAAAAUGUUCAGAUUUUACUGUCUCUGGCCAGUGGGAGGUGGUCACUAUGCGUGAUGAGAAGCAAAAGUCAGCCAUCUUUGAUGCUGUCAUGGUCUGCACUGGCUUUCUUACUAACCCUUAUUUGCCACUGGACUCCUUUCCAGGUAUUAAUGCCUUUAAAGGCCAGUACUUUCAUAGCCGGCAAUAUAAGCAUCCAGAUAUAUUUAAGGACAAGAGAGUCCUUGUGAUUGGAAUGGGAAAUUCUGGCACAGACAUUGCUGUGGAGGCCAGCCAUCUGGCGGAAAAGGUGUUCCUCAGCACCACCGGAGGGGGAUGGGUGAUCAGCCGAAUCUUUGACUCAGGCUAUCCAUGGGACAUGGUGUUCAUGACACGAUUUCAGAACAUGUUGAGAAAUUCUCUCCCAACUCCAAUUGUGACUUGGUUGAUGGUGCGAAAGAUAAACAACUGGCUCAAUCAUGCCAAUUACGGCUUAAUACCAGAAGAGAGGACUCAGCUGAAAGAGUUUGUACUAAAUGAUGAGCUCCCAGGCCGCAUCAUCACUGGGAAAGUGUUCAUCAGGCCAAGCAUAAAAGAGGUAAAGGAAAACUCUGUCAUGUUUAACAACACUUCAAAGGAAGAGCCUAUCGAUAUCAUUGUCUUUGCCACUGGAUACACAUUUGCUUUCCCCUUUCUUGAUGAGUCUGUAGUGAAAGUUGAAGAUGGCCAGGCCUCACUGUACAAGUAUAUCUUCCCUGCACAUCUGCAAAAGCCAACCCUGGCCAUUAUUGGCCUCAUCAAACCCUUGGGCUCCAUGAUACCUACAGGAGAAACACAAGCUCGUUGGGCUGUUCGAGUCCUGAAAGGUGUAAAUAAGUUACCACCACCGAGUGUCAUGAUAGAGGAAAUUAAUGCAAGGAAAGAAAACAAGCCCAGUUGGUUUGGCUUGUGCUACUGCAAGGCUUUACAAUCAGAUUAUAUCACAUACAUAGAUGAACUCCUGACCUAUAUCAAUGCAAAACCCAAGCUGUUCUCUAUGCUCCUAACGGAUCCACACCUGGCUCUGACCGUCUUCUUUGGCCCAUGCUCACCAUACCAGUUCCGCUUGACUGGCCCAGGAAAAUGGGAAGGAGCCAGAAAUGCCAUCAUGACCCAGUGGGACCGAACAUUCAAGGUCACUAAAGGUUCAGAAAACAGAGAAAAAGAUGAGGAUUCUAUGAAUAAAGCCCAUAAAAGGAGAGGGGGUUCAAUGAGUUACUUUGAGAGUUUCCCAAAGGACUGUACCUGCCUGGGACUGUUCAUUCCUCCUGAACACUCUUUAUAACAAAGCUGGUACUCCAGCUGGCCUCCCAAAGACCUCAGUCAUAUUCCACAGAAAACCACCACCUCCAUGGGCUCUUAGAGCCAGCCUCCAGCAGCCGAAGGAAAAAUUCCACCUGCUUAGAUCCUCCUUAGAUUACCCUGCUGUAAGAGGCAAAUUGAGCUGCCUCCUUUUAAAGAGUCAAUGAGAACCAACCAAAUUCAACUGGAAUUCAUUAGAUAAAGAGCACAGCCAAGAAGCUUUUAACGGAGAGAAAGCAGGGAGAGGAAAAAAGGGAAAGAAAAAGAGGAACGAAAGCAAACAUCAUGUCAAAAGCAGCAGUUUUCAACCAAACUAGACCCAGCCUAUCUCACAGUUACAUCUGAUGAAGAUAUGACUCAUAACCAGGAAAGGCUUUGCUUCACUUCACUUCGUGGUUUAUAUGGAAAACCCUGUGCGUAAACCUCACCUCACAGAGAGGUCCACAGUUUGGAUGCAGGGACAAGAUUCAGAAACUGUGGAGUCAGGAAAGAGUGAACUCUAUGGGGCCUGUAUAGAUACAGAUCACUUCUCCCCAGCUUUGGUUGGCUCUGCCAACUCCUCAGUAUUGUUCCAUUUCUUACUUUUCCUCGUGACCUAUUUCACUCUUACCACAAAAACUCAUGAUGAAGAAUUACCCCCACUGCAUACAAUCUAGAUUACUCCUAGAAAUGCUUUUCCCUCCAUUGAAACAAAGCUGAUAUUUUAACUUUCCUCAUGAAGCUGACUAGGGGGGAAGUUUAGUGCCCAAGGUGAAACAGGGAAGGAUAAACUCCCCAGGCUACAGUCCAAAUCAUGACACAAGCGGCCACCUGAACCUGAUCGUAUCCACUGCACUGGGAGACUGAAUAUACAUACGGACAAUGACCAGACCGUUUACAGCAAUAGAUUUCUAACCCACAACCCCUGCAGCAAUCAGCUCAGAACAGUCAGGACUUGGUUAAUGAGUGCCAGCUUCUCUACUUGUUGCCCCUGCUUCUAACUCAGCAGUGACCAAAGAAAGCCAAAUAAGCUUCCCAUACCAGUCCCAUAUGUUGUCUUGCUUCUAGUUAACCCACCUCCACCUUCCCCAUGCCAACAACCACCAAUGAGAGUACCUGAAGCCUUCCCUUUCUUUCACUAUAAACACAAACACACACACACACACACACACACACACACGCAAAACCUCCCCUUUGAAUCUGUGCCAAACAUUAGUGGUGGUGCCAGCAAAAACAAAACAUAUAUAUUGUAAAGACUACAGCAGUAAUUAUAAUGCUGCACAUUUUAUACUACUUUAAAAUUAAUAAAAUACCAACUGUUAUCUCACUUAAUCCUCACAAUAAUUAUGUGAUUGGAAAGACGACUGUACUACAUACACAAUUUGACAAGUAAGAAAACUCAGACAAGGAGAUGUCAAUUGAUUUGUCCCAGGUAACAGGUAAAAUGUGGCUGAGUCAGAACACAAGACUCCAGAACAUACAUCAUAGGCUCUUUACCAUUUAAGCCCACAGUCUCCAAUGUCCAAGUGACUCCGGAAGCCUUAGUAGUGAUAUCGCAAAAGCCGUAUUACAAGAAUGUUACUCCAUGAAAGCAUCUGUAAGUCUCUCUCCCUUUCUCACUCUUCCUAUGAGUGCAUGUGGACCUGUCCGCCUGUCAAUUGUCAAUAGUUCAUGCUGUGCCUAGAAUUUCAUAUCUUUCCCUUUAUAUAUACCUUUCAUUUCUGAAUCCAUGGGUUUGAAUCUCCACAUGCAUCUUUUUCCCUACUUAUUCCUCCCUUUUUUUUCCUGACUGUGGCUGUGCUAGGACUACUCUAGGACUAUAUUAUAGAACAGACUCAAAAGAAAGAAAAGUUUCUCAUUUCUAGUCUAGAAAUUAUUCCAUGCACACUACUGAAAAAAGUAUUUUUUUCUGUUCAGAAAAUAAAAGAGUGAAUUCUCAUAAACCUAGCAAAAUAAGAAAUAUGUAAAACAUUUUGACAUUACUCUGUUUCUUGCACACUAUUUAAAUCAGAAGAGCUUCUGAGGAAUUUCAUCACCAAGAGUAAUUUUACGUUUUCUGAAAUUAUUUUUAAUGUUUAUUAAUAGUACCCCCUGCUAGAUCAGUCUUAAGUAAAAUUACCUAUCUUCUCAUGUACCAAUGCUCUGGGUCUUUCCACGUCCUGUCACUUGGAGAUGCUUGGAGAACAAGCCCAGUGCUUAGGAGCAAGGGCCCUGCCACUUACUAGCUGUGUGACCUUGAGCAAGUCACUUACUUUUCCUAAGCCACAGUUUUCCCUUCUAUAACAUAGAAGUUAUCUUCCGAACAUUUAUUUUGCCUCAUAAGGGUGUUAUGAGGAUUAAAUGGCAUGAUCCACAUAAAGUACUUAGCAUAAAUACUGUACAAGGUAUGUGUUCAAUAAAUGACAGCUAUUAUUACUAUGUUACCUAAGCAAGAUGUAUGUUUUAUCACCUGAUUUAUUUUUUCUAGGCCAUAGACCUAGUUUCUCAUAGGGCAUUGACACCACAGUAUGUCACAGGCCUCUCAAAUGCAAUAUGCCCAAAAUUAACCUCAUUUCCCAACAGUCCUUAUUUCCCCAACAGUCCUUACUUAACUACUGACGUCAUCAUCCUUAUCCUCUGUAGGGAAGUAAAAAAUUUCCAUGAAUAAUUACACAUUGACUAAGGACAAUAAUGAGGUUAUCUGAUUUUUAUUCUAUGGUAACUAUUUUAUAACUCAGUAAAUUGUAGAUAACUAAUAGCAAUGCAAAAUAAUUCUUGUCUAUAGGCAUGUAGAUAAUGUCCAGUAGAAGUCUAAUUGGCGUCCCUUCCCCACUGUGCGGAUAACUAGUUUUGCCUCCAUUUGCACAUUCAUUUCAACAUUCCUGAUUUAUACAUGUGUAUUUUAUCUUUAAAUUUCCUUUUGAACUGUUUUUAACAUCUUACCAAUUUCCUUUUUAAUAACAAGUGAAAUAAAAUCUCUAACAUGAGUCUAUCUUAUAUUUGUAUGAAUCACCAUUCUACUUUCUUUGAAAAUUAUCUUUUAACACCUCUUCCAAGGAAUAGCAAUACCAUUUACUAAUAGUUAUGUUUCCACUGAAAGACAUCACCUUUGAGACUCUGACCCUCGUGCCUCAUAUUCAACAGUCUAUGAGCCUUAUCAAGUGUGUCUCUAACACAGAGCAAAGACCACUGUGGUACCGAGUGCAAACACAUGGGCUGUAGAGUCAGAUGGCCCGGGUUGAAUCCUACUUUGCUGCACAACCUUGGGCUAGUUAUUUAGUGUCUUCUAGCUUCAACUCCUUUAUCUGUAAAAUAUUGAAGUAACACUUUACCAUUGCUAUAAGGGAGAGUUAAUGAAGAUAAUACAUGUAAAGCAUUUAGCCCAGUGCCUGGCACGUGGUCAGUGCUCACCUAAAGGUUAACUAUUAUUAUCUCACAGACUCAUCUCUCCCUUACCCUCCCUCCUUCCUCACUGGGUAGUUUAGGCCCAUUUAAUUUCUUGUCUAGGUUAGUGCUACCUGGCUUCCCUGGUCCUCUUGCCACCAUUUAGUCCCUCUACUCCUGCUUCCCCCAGAAUUUGUGGGUGAUGCCAUUCUCAGAAGCAGUCAUAGUAAGAGGAAAUAAAAAUAAAGAGCUUCCUAGGCUCUCCUGACCUCAGUGUCCCUGUCUCAAUCACUGCUUCCCAAUUUAGGAAGUUUCACAUGGGGGCUGUAAACAACUGAGAAAAACAACACCGUUUAGGGUUGUCCGGUCCCUCAUGAGACAGAAUACAUUUUUUAACAUAUUCUAACUUGAGAGCACUUUGAUUAAAAAUGAAUGAAGACUGCAUUUAAUUCUUCCUCUGAAAAAAGAAAACUUGGUUAGACAUUUUAAAGUGGACCUAAAUAUUUUAAGCCAACAGGAAAAAUAUGAGAUCAGCCUCUAUUAUUGAGCAAAUUUCCCUACAGCGUAAAACUUAUACUAUUUAACUAUACAUUAUUUUUGAUUUCAGACAUUCAUUUUUGUGGAAGUAUGAGCAGCCUUUAUAAAGAGUAUGCUUCUUAUUAGAGUUAUAGCCAGAUUAGUAAACAGAAAAGGAGCCAGUGCAAUAUGAGGUUAGAAAUAGGAGCUGAUCUUAAAUGCCGGCAGCAAAGGAGAAUCCAUGUUAACAAAAUGCUCCUCUGCAAAAACCAUACUAUAAAAUCCAGACAUAAAAGGACUCAAAGGAAGAUAUUCCAGGCCAUUAGGGGAGGAAAGUGGUCAUUGUGGAAUCAAAAUGAUACUAAAUGUAUUUGGGGGUGAUUUGGCAAUAUUGUCCAUAAUUUUAAAUACAUGUAUCCUUUGACACAAUUAUGUAUCUGAGUCUAUUCUAUAGAAAUUGUCAUGUAUACAAAGAUAUUUAUACAAAGAUGUUCAUUGUCAUAUUGUUUGUAAAAACAAAAAAGUGUUGUCAAUGAAGGAAAAUGAUGAGACAAGUCUCAUUUCAAGGUUGUGAAAUUUAUUUAGUUACUAAAGGGUGUUAAAUCAGACAAGGUAAGUGCUCUGUUCUUUAUAAGACAGUGGUUGCCAGCAUAUCUAAGA